Molecule: messenger RNA, 573 nt
Organism: Kalmanozyma brasiliensis GHG001
Lineage: Eukaryota; Fungi; Basidiomycota; Ustilaginomycetes; Ustilaginales
Exons: 1
Coding region: 1-573 (190 amino acids)
Source: RefSeq, a predicted model, not a curated record
AUGUCGCACGCCGCCGCACCUCUCUCCAUCAACACCAAUUGCGGCAGUAAGAAGCGCAAGGCGUUCGAAGAGGCUUCUUCGAUGGAUGACUACUCGAUUCGACCGAAGCUGAGUCUGCCGCGCAGUGCAGGGUUGGUGUUUAAUGGCGAGGCGCAAUUUCACCCUUUGCCGGCGGAUGUCAAUGCGGCGAUGUUGGCGCAGAUGGGUCAGAGUCCGUUCGCAUCCGCUGGGUCGAGCGCCGCUUCGUCGAGCAGCGGCUUUGGGCACGCACACAAGUCUUCCGCUGGCUCAGACUACUUUCCUACCCACUACCCGGAUGUUGAACCGUACCCAGCAGCGGCGACGGGCAUCCUCGGCCCAUCCACCAGCACAGGCGAUAUGGACAUCGACACAGGGAGCACAGGGAGUAGUCCCUCUUCAAAUCGCCACGGUCCUCACUGCAAAAGCAUCCCCCAGCUCUGCGUUCGAUACAACGACGGGGCAGGCUCCGAACUCUGGGCUACCUGCCCCGACUGCGGCACCUGCUCCAAGGUCGAAUCCAACCAACCUAGCCGAUUGUGCUAUUCUCCGUGA